Limanda limanda (common dab) is the source of this 2624-nucleotide messenger RNA. Its product is annotated as arfaptin-2-like. Gene Ontology annotation, molecular function: protein domain specific binding; phospholipid binding. The coding region runs from base 183 to 1355 and encodes 390 amino acids. Gene Ontology annotation, cellular component: trans-Golgi network membrane. The transcript is spliced from 10 exons. Lineage: Eukaryota; Metazoa; Chordata; Actinopteri; Pleuronectiformes; Pleuronectidae. Gene Ontology annotation, biological process: intracellular protein transport; regulation of Arp2/3 complex-mediated actin nucleation. The record is from RefSeq and is a predicted model, not a curated record.
GGCUGCUCGGUUUGUUACGGGACGAACAAACAUGGAUGCUUCGGUGACCGGACACUGAAGACAACCGUGGGGUCAUCACCGGAGAAGCUAGCCGACGUGUGGAGGCUGCUGCCCGGGUUGAAGGACGGCAGGAGUCGGCUCCAGGCAUCAGGGUCUGCGGCGCUACACUGAGAGACUCCAUCAUGGCAGACAGCACCAUGAGCAAGGCAGCCACCAUGGAGAUCCCCAUCAACAGCAAUGGAGACACGGGGACCCUGGCAGAGGAUGACAGCCUGGAGCAGGAUUUGCAGCAGGUGAUGGUGUCCGGACCCAACCUGAAUGAAACCAGCAUUGUCUCAGGAGGUUACGGAGGGCCAGCAGGGGGCAUCAUUCCAACCAGCUCCAUCAAAGGGCCUGCUAUUCACUACAACCCCGACUAUCUGGACCGAAGACGAGUCCCUGCACCAGGACCAGACAUUCGCAUGAAAGCCAGGGGUGUGGGCUUGCCUACGAGCCAACCUGCAGCCGGUCGACUUGCCCAACACACAAACCAGCAUCCAGGGUCAUCAAGCCACAACCCGAGUAGUUCAACUGAAGAAGUCACCCGAGGUGUGGCAGUGGAGAAAAUAGAUAGUUACAAGAAAUGGGGCAUAAACACAUACAAGUGCACCAAACAGAUGUUCUCCGAGCGGUUCGGCCGGGGCUCGAGAACAGUGGACCUGGAACUGGAGGCUCAGAUCGACGUGUUGAGAGACACCAAGAGCAAGUAUGAACACGUCCUGAGUCUGGCCACUGCUCUCAUCAAUCACUUCCAGAGCAUGGUGGAGACGCAGCAGGCUUUAGGAGACAGCUUCACCGACCUCAGCCAGAAGUCACCAGAGCUGCAGGAUGAAUUUGGUUACAAUGCAGAAACCCAGAAGCUGCUGUGUAAAAAUGGCGAGGCCCUCCUGGGCGCCAUUACCUUCUUCGUGGCCAGUAUCAACACCCUGGUGAACAAAACAAUGGACGAUACUCUGAUGACCAUCAGGCUGUAUGAAAAUGCAAGACUUGAGUUCGAUGCCUACCGCUCAGAUCUGGAGGAGCUGAGCUUGGGCCCCAAGGAUGCAGCGGCCAUGGUUCGCAUUGAGAUGGCUCAGCACGAUUACCAGAUACACAGAGACAAGUAUGAAAGACUGCGCAGUGAUGUCACCAUCAAACUCAAGUUCCUGGAGGAGAACAAGGUGAAGGUGAUGCACAAGCAGCUGCUCCUCUUCCAUAAUGCUAUCUCAGCUUACUUUGCUGGCAACCAGCAGCAGCUGGAACAGACUCUAAUACAGUUCAAUGUGAAGCUAAAGCCCCCGGGAUCCGACAAGCCGUCCUGGCUGGAGGAGCAGUGAAGAGCGCUCCGGGCUCGGCUGUGUGACGUGUACAGUGACGAGCUGGUCAGUGAAGAACGUGACAUUGUGUUUAGAUGGACAAGAGGCAAGUGUAUAAAGGAGUUUAUCGUAGGAUCAGUAGCGGCCUGUGAUAAAGCAAAAAACCCAAGGGAUUGUUUUUUAAUGUUUUCCAGUAUCACUUAUUUUACAUAGAUGGGGAAAAAAGGUCUUGGUUGUAUUUAGAACUUUUUGUUAAGUCACAAAUUGACCUCUUUUUACUUUGUUAUUAUUUAGGUACACAAUCAUUUACAUGUAUAUCUCUUAUUUAUGUAAAGUAUAGUCUACUGUGGUGGUGAUGCCCCUUUGCUUUUUUUGCACAUGCAUUCUUUUCUUUGUUUUUUAAUGUUGUCUAAAGCGUUAUAUUUAAUAUUUCAGAUUAAAUCCCUUCGGGAGGAAUUCCACAAAUCACAUCAGCAAGUUAGUGGGAUAAUGUCAAAAAUAUUAAUAAAUAAACUCUGUAUUUAAAAUCAUGAGUGUGCAUGAAUUUACCAUAAUCCUCAAGUUUUAGUUGAACAGAUUUAAAGUUAUCGGAGUAUAACGCUGUUUUUCAAAGUUAUCCCACUAAAUUGCUGAUAUCACUUUGUGGAAUACCUGCCUGACUGGUCAGUUUACAGUUUACAUGCAUAGAAGGGAUAAUAUAUAUUGUCAAUAUAGUGAUUUUUCUUUCAACUAAGACACAAUCAAUGAAUAAUUGGAUCUUCCUAAAUGUUUGGUACCUUCAGAUAAGUGUCUUGCAGAAGUAUCUUUUUUAAUGCCAGUGUUUACACGUGGAAACAAGCCUCAAAAACUCAAGAUCUCAGUUAUCAUAAAGGAAUCCAAAUUUAAACUUCAAUAGCCAGUGUAAGUUUCUCUUUGAUCAUGCCAGUGUUUGAGGCUCAGGUUUUAAAAUCUCUGGUUUAGAACACACAUAGUGAGAGGGAAAAAUGAACACACAUGAUGGCAUGCGUGACAAUUUCAACGUCUCUUCGUUGACCGAAUGUAUGCGUACAGCAUUCUUGUUUUAUAUUAUUUAUUUCCCGUUUGUUACGCUUACUUCUGCUUUUUAAGUUCCUAUUAAUUAAGCUGGUUGUCUUUGUCUUGUUCUGCAUUUCCAAUAAAGUCUGCUGGAUGUUUGGUUUUGUUUCACGUAAACGUGCGGUGACACGAUUCUGUAUCUUUGACGUGGGACGCUUUCACAGGAGAAUGUACAGAGAAGAGUCACAAUGUAUGUAAAAUGUAUGUAUAUGGCAA